This is a messenger RNA of Marasmius oreades (fairy-ring Marasmius), 1116 nucleotides long. RefSeq names its product Small subunit processome complex component (gene NOP1). Gene Ontology annotation, biological process: rRNA methylation; box C/D sno(s)RNA 3'-end processing. The transcript is spliced from 7 exons. The record is from RefSeq and is a predicted model, not a curated record. The coding region runs from base 104 to 1054 and encodes 316 amino acids. Gene Ontology annotation, cellular component: small-subunit processome; box C/D methylation guide snoRNP complex; nucleolus. Lineage: Eukaryota; Fungi; Basidiomycota; Agaricomycetes; Agaricales; Marasmiaceae. Gene Ontology annotation, molecular function: rRNA methyltransferase activity; histone H2AQ104 methyltransferase activity; RNA binding.
CACAAAAAAAUUGUUUCGUCCUCAACGUCGACGCGAAAACCCCGUCCCGCACCUUCUAUAGGUCUACCUUCUCUUUCCUUCAUUACUUUACGGGCGUAAUAACAUGGCAUUUGGUGCAUCCGGCGGUCGCGGUGGAUUUGGCGGAGGACGUGGUAGGGGUGGAGGUGGCGAUAGAGGUGGCCGAGGCGGUGGAAGGGGUGGUGGACGUGGAGGUCGAGGUGGAGGCGUCCGAGGCGGAGGCGUUCAAGGCCGUGGUCGAGGUGGUGGUGGUGGACGUGGUGCAGGCGGUCGUGGCGGGGGUCGUGGAGGAAGAGGUGGCGCAAAGGGCGGUUUUAAUGUCGUUGUCGAACCUCAUAGGCAUCCAGGCAUCUUCAUUGCCAAAGGAAAGGAACAAAUGCUUGUUACGAAGAACCUCGCCCCCGGAGAUUCUGUUUACGGUGAAAAACGGAUAAGUGUUGAGGGUGGUGUCGAUGGAACGAAGGUCGAAUACAGAGUGUGGAAUCCUUUCCGGAGUAAGUUGGCUGCUGGGGUUCUUGGAGGACUGGACGACAUUUUCAUUGCGCCCGGAAAGAAGGUCCUGUAUCUUGGUGCUGCUAGUGGUACUAGUGUCAGCCAUGUUGCUGAUAUUGUUGGUCCGGAAGGAAUAGUUUACGCAGUCGAAUUCUCUCUACGGUCAGGUCGUGACCUUAUAAACAUGGCCAAGAAACGGACGAAUGUCAUUCCUAUCGUGGAAGACGCUCGUCUCCCUCAAAAGUACCGAAUGCUCCUCUCACAAGUCGAUGUUAUUUUUGCAGACGUUGCACAACCCGACCAAGCACGUAUCAUCAUUCUUAACGCCGAACACUUCCUCAAAGACGGUGGCCACAUCGUUAUAUCAAUAAAAGCUAGCUGUAUCGACUCAACAUCCGCACCCGAGGUUAUCUUUGCCAGCGAGGUGCAGAAGUUAUCGGAUAACAGAUUCAAGCCCCUCGAACAGGUUCCUCUGGAGCCUUAUGAGAGAGAUCACGCUAUGGUUUCAGCGCAAUACAUAAGAAGUAAACCAAAGAAGGCAUAGUGGGGUUGAGGGUGAUUUCUCCUGUGAUUUGCCUGUUUAGCCCGUAGCCCGUCGAUCUGUUC